UCACUAUCAGCUCCCAACUCUCCAUUAGUCCAUUUCUAUAGAACGCAGCUCUGCAGCGGAGGUUCCCGAAAAUUCAGUUACAAGCCACUGGAGUAAGAAGAAGCUUAGAAGAAACGCAGAGGAAGCUGAGUAAUUUCCCCCUCAUUUCCUAUGCAAUAAGAUGGAGAUGGAGAAGAAGAACCCAGAAUUGAAGCACUUAGUGUUCGUGAGGAUCGCAGCUAUCCAGGUUCUGGUGUACGUUUCGAAUCUAUACGAUUACGCGAAGCAGAACUCGGGGCCACUGAGAUCUACGGUUGGGACGGUCGAGAGUGCUGUAACUACCGUUGUGAGCCCAGUCUACCGGAAAUUCAAGGACUUGCCCGAUGAUCUUCUUGUAUUUCUUGAUAAUAAGGUAGACGAAGGUACAAGAAAGUUUGAUAAGCAUGCUCCACCUGUUGCUAAGCAGGCUGUGAGUCAAGCCCAGAGCUUUUUACAGAUAGCAUCACAGAAGCUCCAAGAACUUGUGCAUGAAGCUAGCGCUGGAGGGCCGCGUGCUGCUGUGCGUUAUGCAACCACAGAGUUGAAGCACUUGGCGCUCACCCAAUCUGUAAAGGUGUGGAUUAAACUCAACCAGUUCCCUGUGGUUCACACAGUUGCAGAUAUGGUCGCUCCCACAGCUGCACACUUGUCGGAGAAGUACAACCAUACCGUUAAGGGCAUGGCCCAGAAUGGUUAUAAAGUCUUUAAUUAUGUGCCCUUGGUUUCACUUGAUGAUAUAGCCAGGGCAUUUAAGCAAGGUGAAACAGAGAAGAAAGAAAAUGCAACUGCACAUGAUUCAUCAGAUUCGGAUUAGAAGGUCGAUUCUUAGUCCAAUGGGUUUGCUUCUAGGUUCGCGAAAAUGUGAUAAGGUGUGCGUCUCUGGCAAAUCUGCAAAUGGGUCUUUUGGACUUCUUAAUGUGGUGAUGAAUGUGAAUGGUUUGUAAAUCUACUAGAUCGUCAUAAGAUUGGCCUAAUUGAUGUAACAUUUAGGGAAACUAUCCAAUGCUCGUAGUAGAAGAUAAAUUCAUUUAAAAACAA
This is a messenger RNA of Hevea brasiliensis (rubber tree), 1056 nucleotides long. Its product is annotated as REF/SRPP-like protein At1g67360. Lineage: Eukaryota; Viridiplantae; Streptophyta; Magnoliopsida; Malpighiales; Euphorbiaceae. The coding region runs from base 161 to 832 and encodes 223 amino acids. The record is from RefSeq and is a predicted model, not a curated record. The transcript is spliced from 3 exons.